AUGGAGAGCAUAUCAGAGGAGGACCCGACCAGUUUGGUCAAUCGUAGACGGAUCAAAAAUCGCUUACACCAACGUGCGAGUCGUGCACGUCGGAAAUCUCUGUCUCGCGGGUCUUCGACGCCUGCAUUUGCCCAAAACACCAAAUGGGUUAUCUACUCCAAUCAACCCUUCCGUAAUGGAGCGGGGGGUGUCGUGCACGGCCGGACGGCACGUGAAAUUGAUGACGAUACUACGCAAACCGCUGCGGCAAGCAAUGGUCUUCCAGGUUCUGAUGGCCGCCUCGAUAUCUGUCUGGCAAAUUCCUCGGGAUAUUAUGAGCGGCUAGCUCGGCUACAUGAGAUACUCAGUCACAAUGCUACCCACCGGAUGCUUCGCUGCGACCUCCUACUUUCAGUAACUCAGUGCAACAUUGUCCUAGCUAUGUUCUCGAACUCUGUGCUCAUUGGACUUUCCCCAGCGUUACUGGACUUGGAUAUCUAUUCCCCAUUUAAUUCUGCUGGCCCAUUUGGAGAGGAUUACCCUCCCAGUCUUUACCCGACAACCUUGCAGAGACAACAGUUACAUCACCCAUGGGUUGACCUGUUGCCAAUCCCCGAGCUGAGAAACGCCAUUUUGCAGCAUGUCAAUCUGGACGACCUUGACUCCCUGUGUGGUGAUCUUUUUGGACAAUGCGAUCAGAGAAUGGAAAGAACAGGUCUACUUGUUUGGGGCGAGUCCUGGGAUCCGUCUGCGUACGAAAUGUCGCAGCCGCUUCUGCGCAAAUGGGCAUGCAUCUUUGCUGAGUGUCCAAAAUUAAUCGAAUCAACCAACGAAUGGAGAACUCUCCGUGGAGAAGAGGUCGUCCAAUUUCAUUAA
Exophiala spinifera is the source of this 855-nucleotide messenger RNA. RefSeq lists its product as uncharacterized. NCBI's taxonomy places the organism in Eukaryota, Fungi, Ascomycota, Eurotiomycetes, Chaetothyriales, Herpotrichiellaceae. The transcript has 2 exons. The coding region runs from base 1 to 855 and encodes 284 amino acids. The record is from RefSeq and is a predicted model, not a curated record.